Messenger RNA from Nanorana parkeri, 4064 nucleotides. It is a transcript of the gene MARK2, whose product is annotated as microtubule affinity regulating kinase 2. NCBI's taxonomy places the organism in Eukaryota, Metazoa, Chordata, Amphibia, Anura, Dicroglossidae. The record is from RefSeq and is a predicted model, not a curated record. The transcript is spliced from 19 exons. Gene Ontology annotation, biological process: intracellular signal transduction; microtubule cytoskeleton organization; protein phosphorylation. Gene Ontology annotation, molecular function: tau-protein kinase activity; ATP binding; protein serine/threonine kinase activity. Bases 311 to 2671 code for a protein of 786 amino acids. Gene Ontology annotation, cellular component: cytoplasm.
GUGUUCGCGAGAACUGCAUCAUCCGGGCUGCUGUACACUGGUUGAGAAUGCCAUGAUGUCAGCGUGUGUCUCACCAGCAUUACCUGCCCUAGUGAGGAGGGGACAGGUCAGGCUCUCCUCCCUGCAUGAUAUUUCAGGGUGGUAACUUCCUGCUUUUGAGUUCAGUGAAGAAGGGAACGUGAGCAAGCAAAGUAGGUGUACCUCCCUCCCCCUUGCCACAAAGUCUGGACUGACGGAUUACAAGAAAAAAAAAAAAAAAUCUGGCUGAAGCCUUUUUAUUUACAUGAGUGGGAUUCUGCUUUGAAAAGCCAUGCUAGAGGACAUAGCAGCAAAACGUCAUGAUCAUCCUGACUGUAUGAACCCCCUGCUUUCACAUGAGCCUGCAGCGGGUCACACAGACUCAAAGACCAGCAGUGGUAACAGCAAGCCCAAUAUGCUGAGAGGUCGCCCUUCGAUACCAACUUCAACAGAUGAGCAGCCACAUAUUGGGAACUAUCGUCUCCUUAAAACUAUUGGCAAGGGCAACUUUGCAAAAGUUAAGCUAGCACGCCAUGUUUUAACUGGAAAAGAGGUAGCUGUCAAAAUUAUAGACAAAACACAACUGAAUUCUUCCAGUUUACAGAAGCUCUUCAGAGAAGUGCGAAUUAUGAAGGUUCUGAAUCACCCUAACAUAGUAAAAUUAUUUGAAGUUAUAGAAACCGAGAAGACGCUGUACCUAAUAAUGGAAUAUGCCAGUGGAGGUGAGGUUUUUGAUUAUUUGGUUGCUCAUGGAAGAAUGAAAGAAAAGGAGGCACGUGCAAAGUUUAGGCAGAUUGUUUCUGCUGUUCAGUAUUGUCACCAAAAGUUUAUCGUACACAGAGACUUAAAGGCGGAAAACCUGCUUCUGGACUCCGAUAUGAAUAUAAAAAUUGCUGAUUUUGGCUUCAGCAACGAAUUUACUUUUGGAAACAAGCUGGAUACAUUCUGUGGAAGUCCGCCAUAUGCAGCCCCUGAACUUUUUCAGGGAAAGAAGUAUGAUGGGCCUGAGGUGGAUGUGUGGAGUCUUGGGGUUAUCCUUUAUACAUUGGUCAGCGGUUCUCUGCCUUUUGAUGGCCAAAAUUUAAAGGAGCUGCGCGAGCGUGUAUUGCGUGGUAAAUAUCGCAUUCCUUUCUAUAUGUCCACGGACUGUGAAAAUCUGCUGAAAAAAUUCCUCAUUUUAAACCCAAGCAAGAGGGGUACACUGGAGCAAAUCAUGAGGGAUCGUUGGAUGAAUGUGGGACAUGAAGACGAUGAGUUAAAACCUUACGUGGAACCAGUUCCAGACUACAAGGAUCCAAAAAGGACAGAUUUGAUGGUGACUAUGGGUUAUUCCAAUGAGGAAAUCCAGGACUCGCUUGUAAAUCAGAAGUAUAAUGAAGUCAUGGCCACCUACCUUCUGCUUGGAUAUAGGACAUCUGAGAUGGACAAUGAAAACAUGACUCUGAAGCCUAGACAACCUCCAGAUAUCACCAAUAGUACAGCUCCUUCACCUGCUCACAAAGUACACCGCAGUGUAUCUGCCAAUACCAAACAAAGAAGACUAAGUGACCAGGCUGGACCAGCUAUCCCCACAUCAAAUUCUUACUCCAAAAAAACCCAAAGUAACAAUGCUGAAAACAAGCGACCUGAUGAGGAGCGAGAGAGUGGUCGAAAAUCCAGUAGCACAGUUAGGGUACCACCUAGUCCUUUAUCUGGGCUUGAGCGGAAGAGAACCACUCCAACUCCUUCUACAAACAGUGUGCUAUCCACUGGCACCAACCGUAGUCGUAACUCUCCUAUGCUAGACAGAGCAAAUGCUGGUUCUGUUCAGAAUGGCAAGGAUAGUUUCUCCACGCCUGGUUCCCGUGCCUCCACCGCUUCUGCCCCAGCCACCUCAGCCCGGACCCGCCAGCACCAGAAAUCCAUGUCCACAUCUGUGCAUCCCUCCAAACCCACACCCUCCUUGGAAGGCAGCAGUGACCCGUACAGACAAAGCACGGCCGCCCAAAGAGUCCCUGUUGCAUCUCCAUCAGCUCACAAUAUCAGUAGUGCUGCCCCAGAGAGGACCAACUUCCCUCGUGGAGUAUCAAGUAGAAGCACUUUUCAUGCUGGUCAACUUCGCCAGGCCCGGGACCAGCAAAAUACGCAGUUUGGAGGUGUAACACCUGCUUCUCCUUCUGGCAACAGCCAGGGCAGGCGCGGAGCCACCGGGAGCAUAUUCAGCAAAUUCACAUCCAAAUUUGUACGAAGAAAUCUGUCUUUCAGAUUUCCCAGAAGGAACCCAAAUGAACCAGAAGGGAAAGAUCGAGUGGAGAGCACCAGGCCUAACCUGACGGUGGCAGAAAAGGAGAAAGAGGACCUGAGGGAUUCCAAGCCUCGCUCAUUGCGCUUCACGUGGAGUAUGAAAACUACCAGCUCAAUGGAACCCAAUGAGAUGAUGAGUGAAAUACGCAAAGUGCUGGAUGCCAACAGUUGCCAACAUGAACUACAAGAGAAGUACAUGAUGCUUUGUAUCCAUGGUUCACCAGGGCAUGACAACUAUGUACAGUGGGAAAUGGAGGUGUGCAAGCUUCCACGUCUUUCCCUAAAUGGUGUGCGCUUCAAGAGAAUCUCUGGCACCUCUAUGGCAUUUAAGAACAUUGCCUCCAAAAUUGCCAAUGAACUCAAACUUUAACUAGGCUCCAGCUUUCAGACUGAAACUGCAAAAUGAGACACUUACAGCCCUCCUGCCAUAGCAGGCCAGCACUCUUAGCCAAGUGGAUGCAGGAAGUUCCAUUUGUUUCUCCUUGCUGGCCGUCCUGGACGGACAUGCCAAACCAGGCUUUGUGGUUGGGAGUUGGCAGGGUACCCUGGGAAUGACUACUGCUCCUUUCAGUGUAGGUUUUGAGGGUAUUUUAUUUGAAAUAGGUUUAUAAUUUUUUUUAUUUUAAAGAUUGGGGACGGGGCUCAGAUUAUCUAAUAGACUGGUAAGAGGAAGGGUUGUAGAAUGAGAUUGUAGACUGGUUGCCCUUCCUAUUAAUGUGUGUCAGCUCUAUGAUGCAGUUUUUCUGGUACAGUUUAUAAAGCUGAAAAUGAGAGCUUGAAGGGGUUUCCCCCUUUUUGUCUACAGAUGAGUUCACAUUGUACAGAAGGAAUAUAAAAAUAAUGUACAAUGUCUUUGUACAUAAGAGGUUUAAAAAUCGUCAUGACACUGAACUAAUAGCUCAGGGUGCCCUUAAUACACAGGUACAGGUAAAGACAUGCCCACCGUGGAGAAAUAUUGUGCAGGUAACUAGACUUGUAUGAUGGAAACCUGGUGGGCUGCCACUGCUUUUAUAAAUAUACUUGCUAGGUUUUUUUUUCAUUAUUUAUUUUCCUUGAAAGUUGCCAAGAAUCAGUUGCAACAGUUGUUCAGUUGGUGAUGGAUACAUCCUCAGUGGUACAAAGAUGUGAACUGUUCAAUUCUCUAAGCACACUUUGAGUUCCCUUGUUUUCUUUAGAUUAAUCCAGAACCUCCUCUUGUUUCCCUGUACAUAUUAACAAAUAGUAAAUUGUUGAUGUGACUUGCACAUAUUCCUCAUGAGGAGUGUCCCAGGAGCCCACUAUGAUUUCCAUAUACAAGUUCUGUGUUAACACUUUUUCUCCUUAUUGAAGAGCAUGACUACACACCACCAUAAUUAUGUCACUGUAUACAGAAUGCACCCCCUUUAUUCUAGACACUUCUAUGAAGAGCAGAAAUACUACACAUGGAUUGCCACACUCUUCAUGUAUAUAUCUACAUGUUUGCAGGUUUACAUCCAGAAAAUGUUCAAUUAAAUUAUAGGACUAUUGAAAGUGAAAGAGUGGAGGCAACUUUGUUGAGGAAAUGCUUGUGGAAUGUACAGUGAAUACAGCAUAUCAGACUUUAUCUACCCCUCAGUUGCGGUUGUGGGCUGUAUCUGCUGUAAAUAUCAAUCCAAAAAACGUGUAUGACUCCCACUUGCGGUUGAGGGGUGAAGCAAGUUUCCGACAGAUGAUCGCUUGCAAGCGUUAUGGUUUAUUUGAUUUUAUUAUUUUCCUUUUGUGUGAAUGAUUUCAUUGCUGUUUGG